CUUGCCUGUUCUAGAAUCUUUGCUCGCUAGCUUCCAACAUAAUCGACCAAAGCUUGGGAUGCGACCGGUGCUAAGUGAAAUAUGUCAGAUACAGUGCCUGUCGUUAUGAAGCUAACAGAUUUAAAGAAGCUCAAAGUAGUAGAACUGCGUGUCAAACUGAAGGAACGGGGUCUCGAUUCUAAAGGUUUGAAGUCCGAACUUGUGGCACGUCUUUGGUCUGCGAUCGAGCACCAAUCUAUUACAGAACAACAACUUCCCAGUGGUGGAGAUCAUGGCUCGUCCGUUACUGAAGAAAUUCAUGUGGACGUAGAGGAACAGUAUGGACACACAUCUGAGACAUUGCAAAAAGAUAUACAACCACGGGAAACAGUUGUCACGACUACUGUCUGUUCUGCAAAGGGAAGAGAUUUAACAAACCUAGAAACUCGAACCUAUUUAACAGAUUUAACGUCGAUUUGUGUUGAAGAAAGUCCUGCUGAAACAGGUAACGUUCCAGUUAAUGUAGAUUGCCAUGUGAGCUCUGAUCGUACAGUGAGUUUUGUCACACAACAAAUAACAUUUCAGCAGCUCGAAAUCGAAAAGUCAAGCCGCUCGAUCUCACCAGAUGGGUCACCCUGUCAUCUAACGACUUCCGAAGAGGUUUCCCACACAGCAGAAACAUGGGUACAUGACGCCACAGGACCUGCAGACCUCUGUCUUGUUGCUGGAGAAGAGGAUAAACCGAAGAUAUCAAACCCCUCAUAUAUUAUGCACACUAACACCAGUCGGGCAGAAGAUGAACAUUUACAGCAGUUGAAAAGUGUGGACACAACUUUAUGUGGACCCACAACACCACUGAAGAAUCAGGGAGAAAGUCAGAACAAAAGGCUACUGGAAGGCAUAAGGAACAGGGGCUACUAUGAGUUCAAAGAGGAGGUCCAGUAUAACAGAGCCAAGAACCCGGAGUCUUACACUGAGGUCAAUGAAGAUAAUAAAGUUGAUGACCAGCUAGUUGUGUUAGAUUCCUAUAACAGUGACCUGCAUUUUAGAGUUGGAGAGGAUGGAACGAGUGGGCAGCCCUUCUUUUGGGAGAAGUUUCCUCUCCUGUGGUCAGGAUGUAGACUGAGCCACGGUGUACAAUAUGGGAAGGUCAGCUUCGAGGUCAAGUAUAUGAAAAGGCUGGUGCCCUGUGGUCUGGAGAAGGGGAUGGACCCUGAACCCCAUGUCCUCAGGGUGGGCUGGUCCACAGACAACCCCAGUCUGCAGCUUGGUGAGACAGAGUUGUCUUAUGCGUUUGACAGCAGAGGCCGUACAGUGACACAGGGAAGAGAAAUGGACUUUGGAGAGACGUUUUCAGAGGGAGACGUCAUCAGCUGCUAUGCAUGGAUCAGUGACACAGAGGAAUCCGAGCUCUCCUUCUAUAAAAACGGCCUCUCCUUGGGUGUUGCUUUUCGACUGGAGCCCUCCCAACUGAAGGGCCACACCCUCUACCCUCAUGUUCUGUGCAAAAACUGCUCUGUGUCCCUGAACCUCGACCCCGUGGGUGCCCCCUGGUACUGUGGACCGGUUGGGUUUACCCCCCUCCCUGCCCUCCAACAUCACGAGAGAACUCGGGCUCCACAGCCUCCGGCAUCAAGGGAGGAGUGCGAGGUUGUGGUGAUGGUGGGCAUGCCAGGCUCAGGGAAGACCCGCUUGGCCCAGGCCAUCAUGGCUCAGCACCCAGACAAGCGCUACAGCCUGCUGAGCACAGACUCAGUCUUGGCCUGCAUGAGGGGAGCUGCCCAGAGGGAGGUGGUGCUUCAGCAGGCCACUCAGUGCCUUACACAGCUCAUCAGGGUGGCAGCUGGCAAGAGACGCAACUAUAUCCUGGAUCAGGCCAAUGUGUACCUAUCUGCUCGGCGACACAAGAUGCUGCUCUUCAGUGGUUUCCGGCGGCGGGCAGUAGUGGUGUUUCCAUCUGAUCAGGAGUGGAAGAGACGCCUUGCACAGCAGCAGAGGGAACAGUGCAAGCAAGUGCCUGAGGAAGCUCUUCUCAAGCUCAAAGUUACGUUCACACUGCCAGAGACUGGAGAUCUCCUGGAGGAGGUGUUAUUUGUGGAACUACCAAAAGAGGAGGCUCAGAGGGUCCUGACUAGGUACAAAGAGGAGGCACGGCAAGCCCUGCCAUCACCACCUAAACGCAAGAAACACAAACGCAACAGAGCUCCUCCACCCGAUUGGAAGCUGUGGAACACAUCCUACAAAAGGCACCCAGGGUGGAUGAACCCACCUCCACUUGCCCCACCACCCUACUGGGGUCCACCACCUGGACCGGAUGUGUAUGGCCAGCAGAGAUCCAGGAAUUACUACGGCUACCCUGCGGCACAGUGGAAUCCAUAUUAUGGAGGCCCGCCAGGAUAUUUUAGCGACCGAUACUACACAAACUGUGUUGGCCAAUGGUAUUAGUAAAAAUGAGUAAAUUCACCAUUUUAGUUACAACUGAAUCAGGGAUGCAUAGUCAACAGUAUGUAUAGUCAUGAAAUUACUGUAUUUUAGGU
Alosa sapidissima (American shad) is the source of this 2516-nucleotide messenger RNA. RefSeq names its product heterogeneous nuclear ribonucleoprotein U-like protein 1. NCBI's taxonomy places the organism in Eukaryota, Metazoa, Chordata, Actinopteri, Clupeiformes, Clupeidae. Bases 82 to 2424 code for a protein of 780 amino acids. Gene Ontology annotation, molecular function: protein binding. The transcript has 16 exons. The record is from RefSeq and is a predicted model, not a curated record. Gene Ontology annotation, cellular component: membrane.